AUGUCGCAUAACUGGCAGCCAAACAAACCAAGUCCAGUUGGAAUAUGGCAUAAGACGACUCUACAAGAAGCGAGGGAGCAACAAGAACAACGACAAAGGCAACAGAAUCAACCUUUUCAACAACGGCCGGCACUGACGACGACAACCAAUGUUGUCAUUGGCCAAAAGCGCUCCAUAAACAAUGUCCGGCCUCAGUUCCGAAAUGGGCCUCCAUUAGCCAAACGGCCUACACCAGGGCCUUCCAACACCCCAACCCCAGGCUUCACCCCAUCCGCCUUUAUAAAAGCACCCUCAGGCCCUCCUCCUCUCACAGCAAGUACCAUCGAGCAUGCAGACCCAACUUCCACCGCCGCCAAGGGUGGCUUCCCAUCCGAGUACUCCCAGCGUCGAGCCCUGCCUUCAACGCCCACCUCCACCAGCAACCCCUUCCUCUCCCUCUCGCACCCGGUAUACAAGCUCCCCAAGCAGCUCGUAGCCAACUUUGCCGCCCUGGGGAUCAAGUCCAUCUACCCGUGGCAGAAACAAUGCCUGCUCGGCCCCGGUCUGCUCUCCGGCGACAAGAACCUGGUGUACAGUGCGCCCACAGGCGGCGGCAAGUCGCUGGUUGCGGACCUGCUCAUGCUGAAGAGGGUGCUGGAUGACCCGGCCGGCGAAGCCAAGGCUAUCCUGGUGCUGCCAUAUGUGGCGCUGGUGCAGGAGAAGGUGCGCUGGUUGAGGAGUGUCGUUGGUGGGAUCUCGAGGAGCGGGGAUUUGGGGCAGAAGCAGCCCCAGCAGAAGCUGUGGGCGAAAAGGCCGGAUAAGGAUACCAUCAGGGUGGUGGGAUUCUUUGGUGGGAGCAAAGCAAACUCGCUCAUCAACGCUGCUAUAACCGAUUGCUCAAUAUCUAAACUCAGAGCCGUGGUGCUGGAUGAGUGCCACAUGAUCGAUGAUGGCUUCAGGGGAUAUUUGCUCGAGCUGAUGACUACGAAACUCCUUUGUCUGGAGCAGCAAGUGCAGAUUAUCGCCAUGAGCGCUACUUUGACAAACAUCCGUCUCCUUAAGGACUGGCUAGGGGGCCACUCGUACGAGACACACUACCGGCCAGUGCCCAUCAAGGAACAUCUCGUCUACGACGGCAAGAUAUACCCAGCAGCAACAACCGCCAGUCUUCUCAAAACAGCCACUCAACUAGAUACCAGGAAUGCGGUCACCACUACCACUCAAGGGCUACCACCCUCCACUACCUCCUCCCUCCAGCACAUCCGUUUCAUCCACCCCUCCACUCACCGAGAAUUCAAAGACCCUGUCAUGAAUGCCGUCGUCGCCCUCGCCAACGAGACCGCCCGCGCCGGCUACGGCGUCCUCGUCUUCUCCAGCAGUCGCGCCGGCUGCGAAUCCGACGCCGUCCUGAUCAGCCGGGUCCUACCCCCCUUCUCCGAAGUAACCGACCCUCUAAUCCGGGAGCGCCGUCUCAACCUGCUCAACGAGCUGCGCAGUUCCUCCACCGGUCUCGACCCCAAGCUCGAACAGACCAUCCCCUGCGGCGUAGCCUUCCACCACGCCGGCCUGACGACCGAGGAGCGCGAGCUGAUCGCCAACGCCUACGACGCCGGCACCUUCAAGGUCUGCGUGGCCACCGCCAGCCUGGCCGCGGGCAUCAACCUGCCCGCGCGGCGGGUUAUCUUGCACGGCGCGCGCAUGGGCAUCGACCUCGUCGGCCCGGCCAUGCUGCGGCAGAUGCGCGGCCGGGCCGGGCGCAAGGGCAAGGACGAGGUGGGCGAGACGUAUCUGUGUUGUCGAAGAAACGAUCUGGAGGUCGUGGUGGACCUGAUGCAUGCCGACCUGCCGCAGAUCGCCAGCUGUCUGGUCUCGGACGAGCGCCGCAUAAGGAGGGCGCUGUUGGAGGUGAUUGCGAUCAAGCUGGCGACGAGCAGGGAGGCGCUGGACGAGUAUGUGGGCAGGACCAUGUUGGCUUGCGAGCAAAGGUUGGCGGAGAAGGAGACGGAGGAGAGGAUGAAGGGGUAUGUGGAGGCUGGGUUGGAGAAGCUCAAGGAGAUGGGGUUCAUUACGGUCACGGUGGAUGAGAGGUAUGAGACGGCAAGCUAUAGUGCUACGAAGCUGGGAGGGGCGAUUGUGGCUAGCUCGUUGGAUCCGGAUGAUGGCGUGUUUAUUCACAAGGAGUUGGAGAGGGCGCUGAAAGGGUUUGUGAUGGAUGGGGACAUGCAUGUGCUGUAUAACUUCACGCCGGUGUCGGAUCUGGGGAACGGGACGCCGAUCAACUGGAGGGUGUUUUGGAACGAGAUGGAGAAGCUAGAUGAGAGUGGGUUGAGGGUAAUGGGUUUUCUGGGGUUGAAGCCUGUGGUUCUGAACAGGAUGCUACGAGGCGGCAUCCUGAAAGAAACCAUAGACGAAGAAAAGGACACCACCCGUCGCUACCAUCGCUUCUACCUAGCCCUCCAACUCCGCGAUCUCUGCAACGAAAUUCCCAUCCACCGCGUUGCCCAGAAAUACGACGUGCCCCGAGGCGCCGUCCAGACGCUCGCCCAAAUUUGUCAGGGGUUCGCCGCCGGCAUGAUCAAGUUCUGUGAGGCCAUGGGAUGGGGCGCCAUGGCAGCGGCACUCGAUCACUUUGCCGACCGACUCAAGGCCGGAGCCAGGGCGGAUCUGCUUGGCUUGUCCAAGAUUACGUUUGUCAAGAGCCGGACAGCGCGAGUCUUCUGGGACAACGGCUUCAAGACGGUGGCUGUUGUCGCGAAUGCGGACCCCAAGGAACUCGUGCCCGUGCUGAUGCAGGCGCAGCCGAACAAGGUCCGACUGGAGGCUAAAGAUGAGCAGAAAUACCUGGAUAAACUGCUUGCGAAGGCGAAGAUCAUCACGGACUCUGCGAACAGGAUUUGGCAGAUCGAGAUGCAACAGGAGUUGAUGAUGGAAGAGGAAUAG
Messenger RNA from Sordaria macrospora k-hell, 2919 nucleotides. NCBI's taxonomy places the organism in Eukaryota, Fungi, Ascomycota, Sordariomycetes, Sordariales, Sordariaceae. The record is from RefSeq and is a predicted model, not a curated record.